UAAACAGUUCAUGUCAACUAAACCCUCAAGUAGUUCUAAUAAGGCAGAUUUAAGGAGAAAUUCUCACUCCUCUAAGUAUCCAGGACAUGCUAAUUUUAGGCAGAAUCCCUCGCGAGAAGUUAACGCCUAUGGACCAAGUCAUAGCAGUCAUCCUCCUAAGUUACAAGUAGGUGGGAUAAAAAUGAGAGAGCGUAAAUAAAGGCCCUCAACCUCACAAAGUCACCAGUCAGAACAGAGUCAAAGAUACCAACCAAUAUGAUUCGGAAGAUAAGAAUCUGAGGAUUAUUACCAAACGAAAGACUAGCAAGAGAGUUGCUAAAGCAGGCUCGUUGGCCAGGAAAUAUCCAAAAGAUAAAGGACCUCAGAUGUCUGAUUCUUAUCAAAAUGGCACUCAAUAUGGCCGUAAUAAUCCUGAAAUGGAAGGAGACAACUUCUCAAAUAGUUUUAUCGAAGGAAAAUCUUUUAGCAGUAACCAAAGAAAGACAUCUUUUAUUGAGAAGCCUCAAAGUAAGGGAAAAAUGCCUAGUGAAGCACCUGAGUCAGAGAUUAAUGAUCCUCCUCGUAAUAUUCGAGACUUAGAAGCUAAUUCCAAGAUGCUUGAUUUGCAAAAUAAGAAUAUAUCAGCACCAUCCAUCGGCCCUUAUCCUAUAAGUAGCACUAAUAACGAUCCAACUGUAACGAUGAGGUCUAUUUCCGAAGUUGAUGGGAAUAUUGACAAGAAACUUAUGCAGAAAAGAUAUGUCCAAGAGCUAGAAGAGCAGAUAAGAAUUCGGGAUAAAAUUAAAAACGAAGAAGAAGUGAAAAGAAAUAAAAAGUACCAGCCAUACCACCCUGAAACUGGGACUCUAGAUCAAGAAGUAAAACUUCUCCAAAGCCCGACUCUACAAAAUACAGAAGAAGUGUGUAUUUCGUCAUCACAUAUCGAGAAUGCCCAAGAAAGGAGAGGGUUAGGGUCUGCUCCAAAGGCAGCUGCAGCUACCAUAAUAUCAUCUACAAUCACAGGAGAUCCCUUUGGAGGGAACAUUCCUACUAGAAAGAAGAUAGACAACAGAAUUGAUCAGCAGCUUGAGUCCAGAGGAAGUAUUUUUAGUGGAAGAGAUGAAAAAUCUGUGCUAAUUCACAAAAGAAAUCUUCAACAACAGCAUAUGAGAGAAGAGCUACUUCGUCAAAUCGAAGAAAAGAAGGCUAGACAAGAACAAAUAAAGAAGAAACAAAUAGAAGAAGAUAUGAAAGAUGAAUUUAGAAUCAAGCAGGAACUCCAACAGCUUGAUAAAGAUACAACAAAUGAUCCUUCCCCCAUCGAAAGACUCUCUAUGAAGAAGGCAGUUAGUGAAACAAUACCAAAAUCUGAUAGUUAUCUUCCCGAGAUAACUACUAGAAACAGUGAGCCUAUCAAAGUGCCUCAGCUGCAAGAAGAGAAAGAAGAAAGUGUAACUCCUAUUGAUAACCAGAAGGAUUUUGAAACGACUGCUGCUUUUGCUAGUUAUAAGGAGAAAAAGAUGAAAGAAGAACUUGCUCGGAAAGCAGAUAACUAUUCCCAAAAUCCAUUCAGUAGUGCAAUCAUGAGUGAGACUAACAAAAUAAAGAACAUGAUCCAGCAAGUUGACAAUAAGCAGGAACUUCAAAGCCAGAUUAGCAAGAAGAUGGAUAUAAAGGCAAUCCAGGGAGCUGCUCCUGAUGGAAGUCCCAUCUCAAAUGGUCCAAUCGUUGGAAAUACUAAACUAGGCGAGCUCUCUGAAAUAGUGCAGCAGCUUCUAGAAGACCAACGUAAGCUCAAGUCUAAACUAAAUGAAAGGGAUGAAAUAAUAGCUGAUCUCAGCAAAAAUCAAGAAGAUCAGAGAAGACUUACACAUGGAAAAGAAAGACGCUCUAGAUCCCAAAAGCCUGUGAAUAGCAAGAAGAUUGGAUCUGCAGGUAUUCAGACUAAUGCUGCACGGAAGCUAAGAGAGAAGCAUACACAAGAGAAGGAACGGGUCAGUGCCAUAGAGAAUAAAAUCGUGAAAGCGAGACAGAGAAAAGCAGAACUCAGCAAAGACACUUACAGCAAGGUCAAUAAAGCAGGAGGGUUUGCAAAACAGUCAAAUAAGAGUAGACCAAAUAGUGAUUUCGAUCCAAAACAAUACAAAAAUCAACACAAAGAAUUCGAUGAGACAGGACUUAAGAGAACUGGGUAUACUAAUCAAAACCUAAAAGAGUUAAAUGUGUGAAAAGCAAGAGCUAUUGAAAGCCCCGGAUAUAGCUUGUCUUCAAAAAUUGAUGACCUGAAUACUCAAAGUCGUUCGAAACGUUCUAAUUAUGAAUAUGCUAAUGGCUCUAAAAGUCCUAUUAAUCAAAAUCAUAUAGACAGGUUUACAAGCAAUAGACUUUAUGAGGAAGAAGAUGAUAUUGAAGAUAAUUUCAAUGAAGAUAAUUUUAUUUUCUCUCUUCCUCCUGAUGACGAUGAUAACUACUCAUCCUAUUCCUUAAUAGGAGGGGAUAUUAUCCAAAAGACACCCCUUACCGAAUUCGAUGUCGCUGCAUCGGAAGGAGGAGACCAGAUAGAUCUUCUUAUGAAUGGAUAUAACCGUCAACCAAUGGUUGCAAGCAAAAUAAAGAGCAUUCCUAUCUCUGACAUGACCACAAGUAUGGGUAUAGGGUAUUCUCCUCAUGUUAAAAAUGUAUAUUUUGUAAAUAAGGAUGAUAAUAUCAGUGGAACGAUCCAAUCAGGGAACUAUCCUUCUUCUAGCUAUCAAAACCAUGGUCAUGCUGAUAUUUAUUACGCAUCAGGACGAUCAAAUAACUAUAAUUACCGAGGUUAUGCAAACCAAAAUUAUCCAGAGCAAAAUCCAAAAUCUACCUCCCAAGCUCGAGGGAGGCUUCUAAGCUCCAAUGCUAUUGCUGGUAAAAUGCUCACAAGCAAGGAGAACAAGACUGAGAGAUCAUUUGGUCAGUAUAACCACUAG
This is a messenger RNA of Moneuplotes crassus, 2942 nucleotides long. NCBI's taxonomy places the organism in Eukaryota, Ciliophora, Spirotrichea, Euplotida, Euplotidae. The record is from the annotation of a GenBank genome assembly.